Molecule: messenger RNA, 2150 nt
Organism: Scomber scombrus (Atlantic mackerel)
Lineage: Eukaryota; Metazoa; Chordata; Actinopteri; Scombriformes; Scombridae
Gene: abcd4
Product: ATP-binding cassette, sub-family D (ALD), member 4
Exons: 19
Coding region: 264-2102 (612 amino acids)
Biological process (GO): peroxisome organization; fatty acid beta-oxidation; long-chain fatty acid import into peroxisome
Cellular component (GO): peroxisomal membrane
Molecular function (GO): ATP hydrolysis activity; ATP binding; ABC-type transporter activity
Source: RefSeq, a predicted model, not a curated record
UGCUAGAGUUAGUAAACAUUUAAACUCACACACUGCCGUGAAAAGUAUGGAAAAGGUAGCAUCUUUGCUAGUUUUGUAGAAAUUAGUUCGUUAUGCCCGUCGCUUGUUGUAACUGCUCGCUAACUGGCCGUUUGGUUCCUUUUGAUCGUUUUAAGUUGGUCUAAAGUUAGCUUGUCUAAGGUUAGCUGGGUUAAAAACAACAACAGUAAAUGUAAAGUUUACCUGGCAAAAAUAUUAGUGUUAGUCCUCUGCCGCCAGCGCAGAUGCCUCGUGUGGAAAAAUUAAAUGGCAAAGCGAAACAAAGACCAAAACUAGACUGGAGGUUCAUACAGAGGUUCUGCGGUAUCCAGAAGAUCCUGUUUCCAUCAUGGACCAGUCAAAAUGUCCUGAUGUUUGCGACACUGCUCUGUGUCACUCUGACAGAGCAGCUGAUCAUUUACCAAGUGGGUGUCCUCCCCAGUCACUUCUACAACGUGCUGGCAGACAAAGAUUACCCAGCCUUCAAGAGUCUGGUGGGCACAGCUAUUGUGCUCAUUUUAAUCAAUUCCACAUUGAAAAGUAUGGACCAGUAUAUUUGCAAUCAGAUGUAUGUUAGCUGGAGGAAGACGCUAACUGAGAGCCUCCAUACGGCGUACUUCCAGGGCAGAGUGUAUUACACACUCAACGUACUCAGGGAGGACAUAGAUAACCCAGACCAGCGAAUCAGUCAGGAUGCAGAGAGGUUGUGUAAGCAGAUGAGCACCAUGGCCAGUCGUCUGAUUGUUUCACCCUUCACACUGACUUACUACACCUACCACUGCUUUCACAGCACCGGCUGGAUCGGCCCUGUGAGCAUCUUUGGCUACUUUGUGGUUGGAACCAUUGCCAACAAAAUACUGAUGGGUCCGAUUGUGUCGACUCUGUUUGAGCAAGAAAAAUUGGAAGGAGACUUCAGAUUCAAGCACAUGCAGAUUCGUGUCAAUGCAGAGCCUGCAGCUUUUUACAGAUCUGGUAAAGUCGAGCACAUGAGGACCAACAGAAGAUUGCAGGCUCUGCUGCAAAUUCAACAGAGACUCAUAAACAAAGAGCUCUGGCUUUAUAUUGGGGUGAACACUUUUGACUACCUCGGAGGUUUCCUCAGUUACAUUAUAAUCGCCAUCCCCAUCUUCACUGGUAUCUAUGAUGAUCUCACUCCUGGUGAACUCAGUGCACUUAUCAGCAAGAACGCCUUCGUGUGCAUCUAUUUGAUAAAUGGCUUCUCGCAGCUAAUAGACCUGUCAACCACUCUGUCAGAUGUUGCUGGAUACACCCACAGGAUCGGAGAGCUGAGGGAGGUGAUGGAUGAUAUCCUACACAAGCAGUGUGACUAUGACCCGGCAUCAGGGGAAUGUUACGACUUUGACAGUGACUUCAAUGUCCAUGCAGACCCUGUGGACACUGCCUUCAUCGUCGACCAUCUUUCAUAUAAAUCUCCUUAUUCAGACGAGUUGCUGGUGGAGGAUCUGAGUCUGAAAAUCAGUCAGGGAACACAUCUGCUGGUGGUGGGGAACACAGGGACUGGCAAGACAUCUUUGCUGAGGGUCCUCAACCGACUCUGGGAGGCACAGAGUGGUUUUGUCCAGAUGACAACAUGUUUUGGGCCCAGAGGAACUCUCUUCCUGCCACAAAAACCUUACCUGACAGAUGGCACUCUGCGUGAACAGGUGAUCUACCCACUGAAGGAUAUUUACCCUGCAUCAGGGUCAGUGGACGAUGACAGAAUUAUUAAGUUCCUGGAGUUAGCUGGGGUGUCCAGUAUCCUAAAGCGGACGGGUGGGCUGGAUGAAAAAGUGGACUGGAGCUGGUAUGAUGUUCUGUCUCCGGGAGAAAUGCAGCGUCUCUGUUUUGCACGACUCUUCUACCUGCAGCCUAAAUACGCAGUGUUGGAUGAGGCCACCAGUGCUUUGACUGAGGAAGCGGAGGGACAGCUGUACCGAACCUGUAAACAGCUCGGCAUGACUUUGGUCAGUCUGGGACAUCGUAGCAGCCUGGAAAAGUACCAUGAUGUCCAGUUGAAACUUUGUGGAGGAGGUCGGUGGGAGUUAACUAAAUUAAAAGGAGCCAGCGGAAGCCCCAAUCUCUGAGAUGAAGCCAUAUAACCACAGAGUCAUUUCUUUUGAAUCCUGAACUGG